AUGUUAGUAGAGUGGGCUUUAGAAAUAGGAACAAAGAAAAAAGAGGGAACAGAGAAAGAAGAGGAGGAUGAGGAAGCAGUGGAAGGAUAGGACGAAGAGGGUGGAGAGAACAGAGAGGAUGGAGAUGGAGAAGAUUUAAUAAAUAUUAUUAAUAUCAGCUUGAAUUUUGUAUCUUUGUUUGAGAUGAAUUAAUAAAUAUGUCUUUUAUUAAAGGUUGAACGUAAAUGCCUGAUUCUUUCUUCUAUUUUUUUCCGAGGAUAGGGAAGCGGGGGAGUUAUCUAAGUUUAAAAGUGCAUUAAGAGGGACCAUGCCGUUUUUUUCUUUCCUGGAAGGGGUCAUAACUAUUUGUUAUAUUUACUUAUGGAUUCUUCCAGCAUACUCCUUGGCACAAAUAAUGAACGGUCUUUUAGUUUAUCAAAAUUAUUUCCUGUCCUCUUGCCUUAUACCCUAAAUAUCAUGUUUAGUCUGUACUUGUAUUCAAUCCGAUUAAUUCUUUGGCACCAUUCUGGUUUUCUGAAUAAAGAUCUAAGAAAAGAGUUAAUCUUCUUGGUUCAAGCUUUAACUUAGUGUCGACUCUUUACUGUCAUUAUUUUUUAAUUUCAGAAAAUCGUAAGGUUUUAAACGACGUAGAAUUCUUUGACUUCAACGAAAAGAGAUGGCGCGCAAUCGCACCUAUGAUAAUUCCACGCAAGUACGCUGGUUGCGCAUUUCUAGAUGGUCAGCUGUAUGCCGUGGGAGGAGUGAACAGGGAGUACGCUGACCUAGUGACCGUGGAGAGUUACAACCCUUGUGCGGGCCAGUGGAAUUCUGUUGCUUCACUAAACAAAUGCAAA
This is a messenger RNA of Porites evermanni, 833 nucleotides long. The record is from the annotation of a GenBank genome assembly. Lineage: Eukaryota; Metazoa; Cnidaria; Anthozoa; Scleractinia; Poritidae.